AUGUCAUCCUCAUCCUGCGUAGACAUCCGCGCCUUUCCUUCGGCGGCCGGCAUGGACGAUGACGAUCCAAGCCGCCGGCCAGAGGCAGGGGGCCGCGAAGCAGCGACCGCAUCAGCACAGCAGCCUGGCUCUUCCAGCGCCCAAACUCGCAGUGACCUACACCACACACAUAGCACCUCGAGCCUGAGCAGCUUGGGUCGUCGACACUCGCUGACUUCGCCAAGCGACAGCAAUCCUUCUUUUGCCGCUCAGCAACGGAGACCCAGUGGAUCGCAGCCUCGAUCACCCAAUCUUCCAUCCCCAAGAGCUUCAACCCAGGACGCAAGCAGAGCCUCAACGUCCCGGGCCAGCCCCGCUCGGCCGUUUGCAAACAUGCGCACUUCCACCAUGUUUGAGACUCGAGACGCCGAGUCGUUCAAUCGCGACCGAAACCCUUUGGAGUGGACUGUUCCUCCUUCUCACUCCACCGGCUCGCGCGGGCUCUCCGCUGUACCUCGUGCAGCUACCAUCUUUCUCGGCAAGGAUCACGAGCGGUGGAAGCAGCAUGCUCGAGACUCGCUUGAUGGAGAGACGAUGGGAACGCAUUUGGCUUGGAAGCGGGGUACAGCCAGUCUGGUGGGCGUCACUCGCUCUUCAAUCUCGGCGCUGGGUUUGGGAGAAGAUGAGCCAAGCGAUGAUCUGUACAAUUCGCACGAUGAUGAGACUUUCAGCGCCAGCGGCUCGAGUGGGCCUCCUACGCGACGAGGCAGCCGGAGUCGCAGCACCAACAGCAGGAGUGGAAGUUGGGGCCAGAGCGUUCCUCAAAGCCUUGAUGCGGCGGCCAAGGCAGCCAUAGCACAGGGGAAUGGAGCGUCCAAAGUCGAUCAAUUACAUCAACGUGGCAGUACCGAGGGCAGCAGCAUGUCUAGCAGCAUGGUCGCCAGUCCGACGUCUCCGAGCAUGAUCACCACCUCAAAGUUUAGCCUGCCACGAUCCAGGCGUUUCAGCUCUAAUGGUCCUGAGGCCGCGUUCCUGCGGCAUGAGACAGUCAUUGGCAUCCAUACACCACGCCGCGGCUCCGCAAGCAGCGGCUCGGCGGGAAGUUCAGGCAAAAACACUCCUAACAAAGGUAGCGUUGGAGAGCGAGUUGCUCUAGCCCCUCUGUCUCAGAUCAAGACACCAACAAAUGGCAAGCCGAGCAUCCUGACCUUUGCCGAUGACGAAGCUGCAAAAGGUCGGGAAACAUCCAGAAAACCCAAAAAGAAGCCCCUCCACAAACGAGUGCAUUCCAGCGAACUGCUGGCGCUCGCGGCAGCCGCAGCAGCAGCUGCUGCCGCUGCUGAGGAAGAAGAUGGCACUCCGGACCAUGAUGAUGAUGCAUCCAAUGCUUCAGAAGACAAGUCCAGUCUGACAUCGGAGCAACGCAAUGUAUCGUACUCUUCGCUUCUGACAAAACCAGGCCCAGGACAUGCUCAGCCGAGAACGCCGUCUCCUCGCAGCGGACAGUUCAGAUCGCGCGCAUCACUACAGCUGGCGCGGCGAAGACGGCCCAUCCGAGUUGACGGCACACUGUACGAUCGAGGUGGACCUUUCCGCGAAGGCGCAGUGACGGAUGGACUCUCGGUGCGCCUCUUCUCCAGCGCGGACGGUGCAGAGCCUGGAUACAUCGACGAAGACGGGCACAUGACCUCUGUGGAUGAGAGUAGCGCCAUCUGCGACGAAGACGCUGAGCCGACCACGUAUCUCAUCACCACGCCAGAUAAUCGUGUCUCAUCGGCCGCAAAGCUGAGAAGAUGGGCUAUGGAUGGCGAGGGGAGAUUUUGGGCUGCCAUGGAACUCAUGUCGGUGGAGCGAAAGAUGCGCAACGCCGAUGGAGGCAUAGGAGGAGUGUCGAGGGCCAUCAUACGUGGAUUGAGGGAUCGGUACGUGGAGGAUCUGCUGGACGAAGUACAGAAGGCCGAGACCCUCAAUCCCACGCGCACUGGCGUGGUGGCAAAGGUGCUGAGAACCAGCGACGACAAGUACAUUCGACUCGAGGAAGACUAUCCGGAAGAAGCGUUUUUCGUCAUUGCUGGCUGCGAUGAGUCCGAGCUCUUCCCGGUGGUGUCGCUGGUCUUCUGCGGCGCGCUCAGAGCCAUUUCUGCCUUCCAUGCGGCAGGCUGGCUUCAUGGAGACAUCAAAUUGGAAAAUCUGAUGUUCGACGAGCAAGCUCGAUUGGUCGUCAUCGACUACGAGAAUGCAAACCCUUUCCGAGGCGUGCCCGGUGGCGACGGACGUGUCGCACUAGUGAGCUACGAUUGGAUCCCGCCAGAAGCUUUUCCAGGACCUCAAGGUCGUCGUGUAGGGCCAAGCGCAGACUUGUGGGCCUUGGGCGCGAACCUCGUCCGCGCCUUUGCCCUACGAGACGGUGUAGACGACAUCGAAGUGCGGGAAGCGCUUCUGGGCAAGGGUCAAAGCGCAUUCUUGAACUUUCGGCGCAAAUACUUGCUCAAACGACAAGGCGCCGGCUCGGAUCCAUCAUCGACCAGCACGACGAAUGCCCCGCCCUCUCCUAACGCGCAAACAUCAGGUGGAGAUCAUCUUCACGCCACAGUCAACUCCAUCUCUGUACCUCGCAUCACGACCAGCGACGAGCAUUUGAGCACAGAUGGAAGCAGGCAUGAAGGAUCGCAACACCACCACAGCUCAGAGUUUUCCAAAUCGUCCCCUGGUAGCUCGCCCUCGCGGCGUCAACCACCUCGAGCGUCGGACAUUGACCUCACCGCAAUUCUUGAAGGAGAAUCUGUCGACUAUUCUGCGGCCAGUCCUGGUUCCACGUCCAGCAACGCCACCAAGCCCCUCUCUCCGCCUGCCCCCUCGGCCGGUCCAUCGCCCGUCCGACUUCUGCGCGCCUUUGCAACGCAAGCGCCCGGAAUGUGUCAAUUCGUCUUGGCGAGGUGCUUAUCCGAAUUGCCGGAGGAGAGAGGAGCAGAUGCGGAAGCGGAAGGUUUGGAGAUGGUCAGGGAGCUGGAGCGACAGAGAGACGAGAUUGGGGACAGGAGCAUCUUGGCUACGGGAGAGAGGGCUGUCAGGACGGCCAUCGACCUGAGUGGAAGCGCUUGGGUCAAACCGAAAUUGGAAGCCGCUCGACAGAGCUUGGGAUUGGGGGAGUAG
Messenger RNA from Ceraceosorus bombacis, 3132 nucleotides. The record is from the annotation of a GenBank genome assembly. Lineage: Eukaryota; Fungi; Basidiomycota; Exobasidiomycetes; Ceraceosorales; Ceraceosoraceae.